AUGGCACUUUCAUUGUAUGGUAAUGAAUCGCCUACAAAAGAGGACAACAAUGUAUGCUCAUCUCCCUCACACAAAAUUGAUAAUGAACCCGAUGCGCGUGCAUGUAUUUGUAAACAUAAACAAAAUACUCAAAUUUUGAAAGAGGAGGAGAUAUUGCCGCAAGCAAAGCAGGUGUGCGAUUCUGAAGCGUGUGCAAAAGAGACCACUGACGUAAAUGUAUUUACCAGUAGCACUCGGCCGGCUCAGAUCAUGUUCAAUGAGUCACGUAGUAGUGUGGAGCUUAUAAGUACUAUGGAAAAUAAAUAUAUGAACUCUGAUAAUAUCUUGGCGCAAAAACUAUCUUUUGCGGAAACGACUAAAGCUGGCAAUAAGUGA
Parnassius apollo (apollo) is the source of this 375-nucleotide messenger RNA. The record is from the annotation of a GenBank genome assembly. Lineage: Eukaryota; Metazoa; Arthropoda; Insecta; Lepidoptera; Papilionidae.